Arabidopsis arenosa is the source of this 556-nucleotide messenger RNA. Lineage: Eukaryota; Viridiplantae; Streptophyta; Magnoliopsida; Brassicales; Brassicaceae. The record is from the annotation of a GenBank genome assembly.
AAUAUAACUCACACUCCUUAAUUUACUACUAUAAUCAUCAAAAUCUUAUUUAGCAUUUUCACAAUAUGGCUUCAAAGAACAUGACAACAAUCAUGGCUCUCUUCCUCACCUUCAAUCUCGUCUUCUUGGGCUUCACCUCAGCCCAACCUUUGUGUCCUCUUAACCAGUCUGACUUGGGGAUUUGCGUUAACGUACUUGGUCUCAUCAACCUCACCACCAGCAACGUGGCCCAAUGUUGUUCUAUUUUAUCUGGUCUUAAUGCUCCUCUUGUGUCUGUAUGUGCAUGCGAGGCCGUAAGACUCAAUGUACUUGACCUCGGCAUCACCAUCAACCUCAAUUUGAGGCUUAAUGGGCUUCUUGGUCUCUGCCGUUUGCCGAUACAACCUGGUUUCACCUGCCUUGCAUAAAUAACAACACAAAGAGUCUUAUAUGUAUUAAGAUCAAUAAAAUAAGCAUACGAGUUCCGUAAUAUCGGUUCAUGGUGCAACUAUGUGUUUUUUUUUAAGUAAGAAUUAAUGUCUUUAUCUUAUGUUUGAAAUAAAAUGAAACCUGGAUG